AGCUGCGGUGUCCCUCCUCCCCCCUCCCACCUCCACAGCUGCCCUCCCCCCUCUUUUGUGAGGGCUGCAGAUAAGAGAUAGAAGGGAUAGGACUGGCAGGCGAUCAGUUCCGAUCUCACUGCACCAGGGAGGACGCGCAGCAUGCACGGAGGAAGGAUGCUCAGCUGAUGGCAGUGACAAGCCGUCCGCAUCUGUAGGGGACACAUCUGCACGAUCCUGGCAGGGGAGCGAUGCGAAGCACACCGACUGCACUGUGAGAAGGCUCUGCUUGAGGAUUAUGUCCGCUGUCAUCUGAGGGCACACACACUCAUCGUACCCACACAGUGCCAGCCAGCCAGCCAGCCGUCUCCACGUCCUGCCAGCUCCGUCCGCUCUCACAUUGUACAUAGGAGAGACCUUGGAAAAUGGCCACACUGCUGCGGAAAAUAGGACUCAUCCGUCUUCACGACCGCGAUACGGAGGACCCCAAGCAUCACCACCAUCACCACCGCAACCAGCAGGGAUCGCUGAAGAAGGGCAAGAACAGCACCAACAAGCAGCAAGGGGGGUCGGCAGGAGGGGGCAGCGGGGGCAGCAGCGGAGGGGGCAGCGGCGGAUGCUGCAGUAACACCACAGCGACCGAGGGCAUCCUCAACCAGGCCGAUGGCAAGGGCAAGAAGAGCGAGCAGUGCCAUAAGGACAAGACCAGUGCCAAAGAAACCAGCACCCCCACCAUCACUAAGGAAUCCAAACAGCAGGGGGAAGGAGGGGGCAACAAGCCCAACGGGGGCUCCUCGCUGCAGCCCCUCCUGCCCCCCAACAGGCAGCACUGCACCCAGGUGAGGAGCCGGCGGCUGAUGAAGGAGCUGCAAGACAUCCGCAAACUCAGCGACCACUUCAUCUCGGUGGAGCUGGUGGAUGACAGCCUCUUCGACUGGAACGUCAAGCUGCACCAGGUGGACAAGGACUCCACCUUGUGGCAGGACAUGAAGGAGACCAACACGGAGUUCAUCCUGCUCAACCUCACCUUCCCGGACAACUUUCCCUUCUCCCCCCCUUUCAUGAGGGUGCUGAGCCCCAGGCUGGAGAAUGGCUAUGUGCUGGAUGGGGGCGCUAUAUGCAUGGAGCUGCUCACUCCCAGGGGAUGGUCCAGUGCCUACACGGUGGAGGCAGUCAUGAGGCAGUUUGCUGCCAGUCUAGUGAAAGGCCAGGGUCGUAUCUGUAGGAAAGCUGGAAAAUCUAAAAAGGCCUUUAGCCGCAAAGAGGCAGAAGCAACAUUUAAGAGUUUGGUGAAGACUCAUGAGAAGUAUGGUUGGGUUACUCCACCAGUGUCUGAUGGUUGACAUAUAUAAAACCCUGAGGAAUAGACUUCAAAACAGGGAGAAGGAAACCACCUCACCGAGAGAAAAUGAUAUAUAUUUAAGAAAACAAAUCACUAUGCCAUCUCCUCAGUGCUGUACAUCAUACAUCAUUCAUCUGUCCUUUUUCUACUUCACCUUCAGUUUAAGAAUGUGAUUGACAGGAAGACUUAAUUUAUUUAUGUUCAGAAGUGUUUACACUGGAAUAAAUGGAAGAAGAAAAGUUCGCUGCGCGGAAUGUCGUGCUGCAGUCAUGCUUCAAGAUUGAUAAUCGAACAUCUUCAGGUCACUGUCCAAAGGAGUUUGAGAUUGCUUCAUUGUCCAUCCCAGACGCAUGGUUUUUUGGCUUCUUCCAUUGACAGCAGCGCCAAAAAGCAACAGUGGAAGUUCUCACCACUGAUGCUCAAUUAAUGUAAAUGUACAUGAAGCCUUUAAUAUUUAAUAGGCAAGCAGUGCAUUGCAGGUACAUGUUUGCUGUGCUGUUUAUCUUUGUCUCUUUUCCUGGCAGGUCAACACAACAUUGAAGAUUUGUCUUUAUGUGGAGCUGUGGUCCGCUGUGACUCAAACUUUAGACCUCAUUUGUGUUCGAUGUGAUCUGUGUUGGAUAACUGACGAAAUAUAACAGUGGAUAAAUAAUAAAGAGUUAUAGUGUGGAACUAUUGUAAAAUAAAAUCAUUUCAAAGGUG
Hyla sarda is the source of this 2023-nucleotide messenger RNA. It is a transcript of the gene UBE2QL1, whose product is annotated as ubiquitin conjugating enzyme E2 Q family like 1. The record is from RefSeq and is a predicted model, not a curated record. The transcript has 2 exons. NCBI's taxonomy places the organism in Eukaryota, Metazoa, Chordata, Amphibia, Anura, Hylidae. The coding region runs from base 405 to 1322 and encodes 305 amino acids.